UACGAGACUCGCGCUAAACUCGGCUCAGUGCAAGAACCCGGAGUGGAAAGGCUACGCUCCGAGGCAGAAAAGUCCCCCCUGUCAAAACCCGGCAAAGAAAAUGGACCCCAAAGCUACGCCACGAAACUUCGGAGGACGCUGAGGGAAACAGCUGCCGACGCCGGUGCCAACUCUGCCAAGAAAAGACUGCAGAAAGCAACGUCAAACAGUGCAGUGAAGCCGAUGAAAAAGAGAACGCCUGCGAAGCUUAAAAAGCCGAGCUCAACGAAGCCUCAGCCUAACAGGGGGAAUAAUGAGAAUCCCGGCAGAAAGAGCACGGUUCCUGCACAAGGAAAUCGUGGCAAUGCAAAUGAAAAGAAGCAAAAUGCAAAGAGACUAAAGGAAGGUGGAAUCAGAGGCAACGCCAAUGAAGACAGAGAUAACAAGAGGCGAAAGGCAUCUAAACCCGGCGAUCGUAGAGAUGACAAAGAUAAGAAAGAAGGGGGAAGUGAUAAUAAGAAUGAAGCUAAAGGCGGUAAAAAGAGAGGAGAUUCUACAGAGGAGAAAGAUGUAAAAAAGAAUGGAAGGAAGCGAGGCAACAAAGAAGGUAAGAAGGACGAGAAACAAGGCAAAAAUGGUAAUGCAGGAAAGGGUCAGAAACAAGAUGCAGGGAAAGGAGGGCCUGGCAAAAGGAGGAAUAACAAAACAGGCAAAAAACAAAGCAAAAAUGGCCAGCAAGGAAAUAAGAGAGGAAAUGGUAGGGACCAGAAAUACAAGAGAAAAAAUAAAGGGAAUGGCAAAGAUACCAGAGAUAAAAACAAAAAAGAAAAGGACAAUGAAAGGAAACAAGGCAACAACAGAAACAGCAAGAAAGGAAACGAGAAUGCGAAAAAACAAAACGCAAAGAAAGACAAUAAACUAGGAGAGAAAGAAAACAAGAGAAAUAACAAGCGAAACAAAAAACAAAAUAAGGACAAAGAAGAUAAAAAUGGAAAGGAAGGCGAGAAAGAUAAGAAAAACCAAGAUAACAAAGGAAGGAAGGGUAAGAAGGACAAAGAUGAGAAGAAGAACAAGAAGGAAAAAGAAAUCAAGAAAAUGAUCAAAGGUCAAGAAGGGCGCACAAUGGGGAAAGUCCCUGAAAAAAGGAAAAAAGAUGAUGGACCGAAGAGGAACAACAGAUUUAAAUGCGAGGAGAAGAAAAAGUGCACAAAAUUAAAAGGCAGAUGUAAGAAAAAUAGGAAAAUCACUGAUGAAAACUGUAAGAAUUUCGUGAACAAAGGAUGCAAGAACAAGCCAGACGCUCAGUGCACGUGCUGCUUAAAAAAUGAUAAGUGCAAGAGUUCGUACAUGAAGAAAAGAUGCACCAAAAAAGGAGGAAAGGCGAAGCUCAAAGAGAAGUGCAAGAAGGAUUCCAUAGACAAUGCGGUUCAUGGCGACCAAUGCACGUGCUGCCUACCUUGCAAGACGACCAAGAAGUGCAAGAACAAGAAUGGCAAAUGCAGCACGACUUGCAAGCAUGGAGUUUGGGAAGGCGUCAAUUGCAAAGGAAAAGGGUGUCAAUGUUGCAGGAAAAAGAAAGAUAAAGAUGUCACCGAAAGCCCAACGACGCCAGUAUGGGUGGGUCCACCUUCUACUAGUCGGGCCACAUGGCUACUCCUCCAGGGAAUAGCUAUGGCCAUCUCCAGCCGAAUUCAACCCUCGGUAGUUGAGUUCUCCAACCCGCAUCGCUGA
Molecule: messenger RNA, 1710 nt
Organism: Penaeus monodon (black tiger shrimp)
Lineage: Eukaryota; Metazoa; Arthropoda; Malacostraca; Decapoda; Penaeidae
Product: ABC transporter F family member 4-like
Source: RefSeq, a predicted model, not a curated record